AGCACAGCCACAUUUUUACGCCUUCAUCCGCCGACCGUCGACGUCGACGACAACGACGAGGAAGACAUUCUCGUCUGACCAGACAAAGCCCUCCGCGGACGCGACAGGGCGGUGUAAAGCUGAGAAUGCUGUCACCGCUGCGCCAUCAGGCACUACGUGCCGCCCCGCGCUUCGUGCGCACCGUCACCUCUGGACCUACGACGACCGGGCAGGAUGCCCUUGGCGGCACGCAGAACGGCGAGCCGAGUGCCCUCCCAGGUGCUCUCCGCGCAAGCAAGCGCACGAAGCCCCGCAACCCCAGGGACGCCUUCCGCGCCGUCCUCGCCAGCAGCCGCGCCGCCGCCCAGCCCUCCGCGCCGCCCGUGCCCAGCCUGACCGACGCGCCGCCGCCCCCGCCCGAGACGCCCGCGUUCGCGUCCUUCGCGGACCUCCCCGAGGACGCCGCCGCCGCGAACCAGCCGCCGCUCAUGAACAUCCCCCCCGCGCAGGACCCGCUGCUGCACCUCUUCGCGUCGACGAUCCUCAGCCACGGGCACCGCGCGCGCGCCUCGCGCACCGUCUCGCGCGCGAUGCUGCACCUGCACGCGAUGACGCGCGCGCCCGCGCUGCCGCUCCUGCGCCGCGCGGUCGAGCUCGCCGCGCCCGCGUGCAAGCUCGUGAGCGACCGGCUCCUGCGCGGGACGAAGGUCGUCAUGCGCCCGCGCCCGCUGAACGAGCGGCAGCGGACGAAGCAGGCGAUCAAGUGGAUUGUGGAGGACAGCCUGAAGACGGUGCCCGGGCGGCACUUUGACCAGCGCCUGGCGAAGGCGAUCAUCAAGGUCAUCAACGGGGACAGCUCCGCGCUGGAGAAGAAGAGGUUGCAGCAUGAGGCGGCAAUGAACAACAGAGGGAACCUGGAUCGUUAGCUGUAGGGAUAGUGGUCAUCACUAUGAUAUACUCCACCCUUCCCGACUCCGUCCGAGCUCUCGAAUCAGCAUCCUGAGUAAGGGUAUGACCGUUCGAAGUCGCAGUAGGUGACCCAGCCAAAAUCACUAUCGCGAUGCCACUUCCCUCCUUCGCUCGUAGAGUUUUGUGAGCAAAUAGGUAAACAUUCAAUUGUCCAAUACCUACAGCGUGCACGGCAUGACUUCCUGCGGUGUCGGAUUGUGGGAGAGGGCGGCGUGCAUCAAGU
This is a messenger RNA of Schizophyllum commune H4-8, 1171 nucleotides long. RefSeq names its product ribosomal protein S7. Lineage: Eukaryota; Fungi; Basidiomycota; Agaricomycetes; Agaricales; Schizophyllaceae. Bases 126 to 905 code for a protein of 259 amino acids. Gene Ontology annotation, cellular component: ribosome. Gene Ontology annotation, molecular function: structural constituent of ribosome; mRNA binding; rRNA binding. Gene Ontology annotation, biological process: ribosomal small subunit assembly; translation. The transcript is spliced from 2 exons. The record is from RefSeq and is a predicted model, not a curated record.